AUGAAUAAUAAUAAUAAACGGUUCAAUCCAUAUGUCAGCGUUGAUGCGGGGGAAGUAAUAGUUAUCUCUGGUAUCGCUGGACGAUUUCCUAAUUCUGAUAAUAUGAAAGAAUUUCAGGAAAAUCUUUUCAAUAAAAUGGAUCUUGGUUCGGAAGAUCAUCGCUGGACCAACUAUGCUUAUGAAAUGCCUGCUCAAAUGGGAAAAAUGGACAAUAUAGAAAAAUUUGAUGCGAAAUUUUUUAAUAUGUCGAUCGAAGAAGCUCAUACGCUUGAUCCUGGAAUUAGAAUAUUGCUCGAAAACACUUAUGCAGCAAUUAUUGACGCAGGUGUCAAUCCUGCAGAAUUGCAAGGAACAAGGACGGAAGUUGUCACAGCAAUGUCAAAUUCUGAAACAUCUCUCAAUGUAAUAUACGAAAAGCCUCAUAUUGCUGGAUUACCCAUGCUUGGUUGCAGUAAAAGUAUGUUGGCAAAUAGAAUUUCUUACUUUCUCAACGUUACUGGACCAUCGUAUAACAUCGAUACUGCAUGUAGCACGAGCAGUUUGACUAUGGUAAAAGCUUACAAUUUGAUUCGAUCUGAAUAUUGCGAUGCAGCUAUUGUCGCUAGUGUCAGUUUGUGCAUUUAUCCUCAAGUAACUCAACAGUUUUAUCUUCUGGGAGUUUUAUCCGCCGAUGGCUACUGUAAACCUUGCGAUGAAGAAGGUACCGGUUACAUGCGUAGUGAGGCGGCUACAGUAGUGUUCUUGCAAAAAGCAAAGGAUAAGCUCAUGGCGCUUGCAACUGGCACUGUAGCCGGCGAUCCAGUGAAGUUUCAAGCAAUCGACGAAGCUUUAUGCAUCAAAAGAGAUUUUCCUCUAUUAAUGGGUUCAGUAAAAUCGAAUAUUGGACAUUCUGAACCCGUUAGCGGUCAUUGUCAAAUUGCAAAGGUAAAUUUACAACAAAGAUUUACAAAAUGGAGUUGA
This is a messenger RNA of Camponotus floridanus (Florida carpenter ant), 960 nucleotides long. RefSeq names its product fatty acid synthase-like. The transcript is spliced from 5 exons. NCBI's taxonomy places the organism in Eukaryota, Metazoa, Arthropoda, Insecta, Hymenoptera, Formicidae. The record is from RefSeq and is a predicted model, not a curated record. The coding region runs from base 1 to 960 and encodes 319 amino acids. Gene Ontology annotation, biological process: fatty acid biosynthetic process. Gene Ontology annotation, molecular function: fatty acid synthase activity; 3-oxoacyl-[acyl-carrier-protein] synthase activity.